Messenger RNA from Neoarius graeffei (lesser salmon catfish), 1096 nucleotides. RefSeq names its product GAR1 homolog, ribonucleoprotein (gene gar1). Gene Ontology annotation, molecular function: box H/ACA snoRNA binding. The transcript is spliced from 7 exons. Lineage: Eukaryota; Metazoa; Chordata; Actinopteri; Siluriformes; Ariidae. Gene Ontology annotation, cellular component: box H/ACA snoRNP complex. Gene Ontology annotation, biological process: ribosome biogenesis; snoRNA guided rRNA pseudouridine synthesis. The record is from RefSeq and is a predicted model, not a curated record. Bases 107 to 733 code for a protein of 208 amino acids.
CGGCACCUAUGGCCGCGUGGGUUCACUAGCAGCAGCCACUGUGUGGAAACUCAAAACUGCGCCGCAAAUCCAAAAGAAGUUUAUUUUUUAGAUCUGUUGUUUGAAGAUGUCUUUCCGUGGAGGAGGAGGAAGAGGAGGCCGAGGAGGAUUCAGUAGAGGAAGAGGAGGAUUUGGAGGUAGAGGAGGAUUUGGAGGAAGAGGAGGCGGCAGAGGAGGAUUUAACAGACAGCAGGAUUUUGGUCCUCCGGAAUAUGUUGUUGCACUGGGAGAGUUCAUGCACCCGUGUGAGGAUGACAUCGUGUGUAAGUGUGUGACGGAGGAAAACAAAGUGCCCUACUUCAACGCGCCUGUGUACCUGGAGAACAAAGAACAGAUCGGCAAAGUGGACGAGAUCUUCGGCCAGCUCAGAGAUUUUUAUUUUUCAGUCAAACUGUCAGAAAACAUGAAGGCAUCAUCGUUCAAGAAAUUACAGAAGUUCUACAUUGAUCCGGCGAAGCUGUUGCCCCUCCAGAGGUUCCUCCCGAGACCGCCGGGUGAGAAAGGACCCCCUCGAGGAGGCAGAGGAGGGGGCAGAGGGGGAGGACGAGGAGGUGGGUUCCGAGGUGGCCGAGGUGGUGGUGGUCGCGGUGGUGGAUUCGGAGGAGGUAGAGGAGGAGGAGGGUUCGGAGGAGGUAGAGGAGGAGGGUUCAGAGGAGGAAGAGGAGGAAGUCGUGGAUUCAGAGGUGGAAGAUGAUGAUGGAGAACAGUGCACUGACUUGACGCAGAGACACUUGGUUUCCUCAUUGUUCCACCGACUGCCUCUUCAAUCCAGUGCAACCAAGAUUUUUAUUAUUUUUUUUAAUCAUUUCUGUUUUAAUGUGUAUAUUUUCAGGGGUGCAAUUGAUGCUAAAUGUCCAUAACCGUGGUUGAAUACUUUGACCUCGAUAUGUUUCGCUUGUGCUGGUUGAAUCAGGAUUCAGUGACCAUAAAUCAGCACAAUUUUUAUAUGUAACUUGAAAACGUUCAUAAUUUUGUUACCACAGAAAUAUGAAUGGAUCGGAAUUGUACAAUAGCAGUGCUAGCUUGCUGGUGCUAAAUUAAACCGAUUAUGUUUGUA